Molecule: messenger RNA, 544 nt
Organism: Actinia tenebrosa (Australian red waratah sea anemone)
Lineage: Eukaryota; Metazoa; Cnidaria; Anthozoa; Actiniaria; Actiniidae
Molecular function (GO): protein binding
Source: RefSeq, a predicted model, not a curated record
UAAAACUUUACCCAACAACAAGAGGUCAGUGAUAAAUCCAGAGAUAGAAGGACGAAAUCACUAGGAAAUGUCGCCUUUAUCAAAUAUUUGAAAAUGGCAGAGGCAAAAUAUAGCAUAGGGCAUUCAAGAAAACCAAAGGGAAAGAUUGGAGUCGGUGGACAACCAGUUCAUAGCUGGGAUAACGAUAUUGAACUUCAACCUACUAGUUCUCUUGGAUCAGCUACUUCAGCUCAAAAUACGAGUUAUAAUGGAAAAGAUUCCAGCCGGCAUGUGGUUGCACAAACGUGGCUUGGUGGUAGCAAAGAGGCAUUCAACCCUUCAAGGAAGAAAGACAAAGAUUCUUCCUUUGCUACGGCUAAUUUUCUCUCGAAUAAAAAUGCUCCAAUAAAGGUCACUGUGACUGGUGAAUGGGCUUUACAAGAGUGUGAGGAAUUUACAAACUGGACCAACUUGUUGAUGAGAAGAGGCCGUUAUCGACCUGUUUCUGAUAUUCGUAGAUCCGUUGGUGAUGGAGUAACUCUGGUUCAUAUGCUGGAAAUACUCU